CAAUUACACUUACGAAACUACACAGAAAUACAGAAUAAAUGUACUCCUGAAGUAAUAAACUGUUCCUCGAGGCUGUAGGGAUUCUCAGUUAUAAAAAGGCCUUAGCUUUUAGGACAAAAAACAAAUUUUUCUCCAACUCGAAUACUGGGACAUGCUUACCAGAAUCCGUCCAUUAGGAAGGAAUUUUACCGGUAAAAUUCAAUUACUUUGCAAGUCCAGAUUCACGAAUAAUCUCUUCCACGAAGCUUUGUCUAAUUUCAGCUCUGAAAGCUAUGGCAACCUAGCCCACGAGGAUUCCGGCGGUUUUACCACCGGAAAUGAGCAAGACUUGAAGAACCCAGAUAGGGAUCCGAAGUUAGAUGACGAUGCAAUCAAGAUUCAAGCUAUUCUGAAGCUUAAAUCCGAGAAAUCGAUAGAAGAAAUCGGUCAAUCCGUUAGUGAAAUUUCUGUCUGUUUCUCUGAAGACUUGGUCCUUAACGUGCUGAAGCGCCACCGUUCUGAUUGGAAAGCGUCGUACAAAUUUUUCAGAUGGGUUUGUCUCACCAAAUUCCCUGAUGGGUAUAGACCUGGAACUGGAGUUUACAAUGUAAUGCUUGAUAUUCUUGGCAGGAUGCAUCAAUUUGACAAGGUCCAUCACAUGGUCGACGAAAUGUCCAAGAGAAAAAUCUUGAUUAAUGAGAGGACCUAUGGCAUCGUAGUUAAUAGGUAUGCCGCAGCACAUAAGGUUGAAGAUGCUAUUCAGUUGUUUUAUAAGAGAAAAGAAUUCGGUUUAGAGCUGGAUUUGAUCGCAUUCCAAACUCUGCUGUUGUCCUUGUGUCGGUACAAACACGUAGAAGCUGCUGAGUUUUUGUUCCAUAACAAGAACAAUGAAUUCCAGAAUCACAUAAAGACUUGGAACAUCAUUUUAAAUGGAUGGUGUGUUUUGGGAAAUUUGCGCGAGGCAAAGCGGUUUUGGAAUGACAUUGUGACGAAGUCUAAGUGUAAACCGGAUAAAUUUACAUAUGGGAUUUUCAUCAACUCAUUGAGUAAGGCAGGGAAGAUAAGCACUGCUGUGAAAUUGUUUCAAGCAAUGUGGAACAAGGGCUGCGAGCCAGACGUUGCUAUCUGCAAUACAAUCAUCGAUGGGUUGUGCUUCAAGAAGAGGAUCCCCGAGGCUAUUGAAAUCAUCCGCGAGAUGAAUGAAAGAGAUUGUCAACCAGAUGUUGCAACUUACAACUCGCUCAUUAAACAUUUGUGUAAGAUUAAGAGGAUGGAAAAGGUUUAUGAACUCCUGGAUGAAAUGGAGAAGAAGGGAGGGGAGAUUAUGCCGAAUGCUAGAACCUACGGGUAUUUGUUGAAUUCUGCUGGGAAUCCAGAGGAAGUUUAUGAGAUUUUGGACAGGAUGGAACGGAAGAAGUGCAAGUUGGAUGGAGAUGGAUACAAUAUGUUACUGAGAUUGUUUAUGGAAUGGGGUGUUGAUGAGAGAGUGCAGGCUGUUUGGAAAGAAAUGGAGAAGGCUGGAGUAGGACCAGAUAAAAGAUCUUAUACUGUAAUGAUUCAUGGUCUUUUUGACAAAGGAAGGUUGAAAGACGCCAUGAGUUAUGUUCAAGAGAUGAAAUCGAAAGGUAUAUUCCCUGAGCCAAGGACCAAAUUGUUGGUUGACGCCAUGAAAAUUAAGUUGAAGGCCAAAGAUUUAUCAUAGAAAGACAAGGCAGUAAAUCAUUUUUUAUUUUAUUUUAUUUUUCCGAUUCUUGUUGCUCCAUUGGUUAUAGAAGAUUUUUUUAACAUCUUUUCUUCUUCUGGGAAAGAAGAAAUCUAAUUUUGAAUGAAGCUUUUAUACGCGGG
This is a messenger RNA of Oldenlandia corymbosa var. corymbosa, 1824 nucleotides long. The record is from the annotation of a GenBank genome assembly. Lineage: Eukaryota; Viridiplantae; Streptophyta; Magnoliopsida; Gentianales; Rubiaceae.